Molecule: messenger RNA, 1059 nt
Organism: Huiozyma naganishii CBS 8797
Lineage: Eukaryota; Fungi; Ascomycota; Saccharomycetes; Saccharomycetales; Saccharomycetaceae
Exons: 1
Coding region: 1-1059 (352 amino acids)
Source: RefSeq, a predicted model, not a curated record
AUGCUUUUAAACAAGAAAACAACCACAGCCGCCUACCUCACCGCACUCGCCUACGCGGCACCCGGAUUCCUCGAUGUGGGUUCCGAAGCGGCACACCACGAACACAAGCAGCAGAAGCGUGGAGGUACGUGUGCGUUCCCCAACUACGAGAACAUGGUCGCUGUGCAAAGUUCCGGUUCAAACGCCGGUUGGGCGAUGCACUCUGACCAAGCGUGCCAGCCGGGUACUUGGUGCCCCUACGCUUGCCAACCGGGCCAACUGAUGGGCCAGUGGGACACAAGCAUCACCAGUUACUCGUACCCUGGGUCCCAGUACGGUGGGUUGUACUGUGACUCGAACGGGCAGCUGACCACCCCGGACCCAUCGAAGCCAUACUGUUACGACGGGAAGGGCACCGUGAGCGCUGUGAACACCUGUUCGGGCGGUAACGUCGCCUUCUGCCAGACCGUGCUCCCAGGGAACGAAGAGAUGCUGAUCCCCACGCUGGUUGGCUCAGAGAGCGUGUUGGCGGUCCCCGGGACUGACUACUGGGCUGGCACGGCGUCACACUUCUACAUCAACCCGCCGGGCGUGUCCGUAGCGGACGGGUGUAAGUGGGGGGAUAACACCCAACCAAGGGGUAACUGGUCCCCCUACGUUGCCGGUGCCAAUAUGGACGGCAACGGGGACACCUUUGUGAAGAUUGGUUGGAACCCAGUGUACUUGGAGCAAGCGACUCCCUUCCGUAACGAGAAACCGAACUUCGGUGUCCGGAUCACGUGUGACGACCCAUCGCAGUGUGUUGGUCUGCCCUGUUCGAUUGACCCAUCCGUGAACGGUGUGAACGGCGUGACGUCGAGCGAAAGCAGCGACGGUGCCGGUGGUGGUGGGUUCUGUGUCGUGACUGCGAAGAACGGUGCCAAGGCCAAGAUCGAGGUCUUUGACGUCGGCUCUACACAGAAGCGGGACAUUAUUGUUGGGGACAACAGCACGGUCGAGGAGAAUCUACUGGGCAACAAUGUGAGCGUCCCCGUCAACGGGACGAGACUACAGCAAUUUAACGUGACUUCUUUGUUUUAG